Drosophila montana is the source of this 1933-nucleotide messenger RNA. RefSeq lists its product as uncharacterized. The coding region runs from base 5 to 1933 and encodes 642 amino acids. NCBI's taxonomy places the organism in Eukaryota, Metazoa, Arthropoda, Insecta, Diptera, Drosophilidae. Gene Ontology annotation, molecular function: L-aspartate transmembrane transporter activity; L-glutamate transmembrane transporter activity. Gene Ontology annotation, biological process: aspartate transmembrane transport; malate-aspartate shuttle; L-glutamate transmembrane transport. The transcript has 9 exons. The record is from RefSeq and is a predicted model, not a curated record.
CAAAAUGACAGCAAUACAACAGCAACCAGAUGAACUAAUAAAAAAUCAGCCACUGCAAAAUCCGCAGCAGAAGUUUGCAUUGCUCCCGAAGAUCAUUAACGGCGGCAUUGCUGGCAUUAUUGGCGUCACAUGUGUAUUUCCAUUGGACUUGGUAAAGACUCGGCUGCAGAACCAGCAAAUCGGUCCAAAUGGCGAACGUAUGUACACUAGCAUGUUCGACUGCUUUCGCAAAACGUAUUCUGCAGAGGGAUAUUUUGGAAUGUACCGCGGCUCAGCCGUGAAUAUUUUGUUAAUCACACCUGAGAAGGCGAUCAAACUGACGGCGAAUGAUUACUUCCGACAUAAACUUACCACCAAGGAUGGCAAACUGCCAUUGAGCUGCCAAAUGUUGGCUGGCGGUUUGGCUGGUGCUUUCCAAAUUAUAGUGACCACGCCCAUGGAGCUGCUAAAAAUUCAAAUGCAGGAUGCCGGACGUGUUGCCGCUGCCGCUAAAUUGGCUGGCAAAACCGUUGAAAAAGUUUCAGCCACACAAUUGGCCACGCAACUAAUCAAAGAGAAGGGCAUCGUUGGCCUGUAUAAGGGCAUUGGUGCUACGGGCCUUCGUGAUGUCACAUUUUCAGUCAUUUACUUUCCACUUUUUGCCACACUUAAUGAUUUGGGUCCUCGGCGGAACGAUGGCUCUGGCGAAGCGGUAUUUUGGUGUUCCUUCUUGGCCGGCUUGGCGGCUGGUUCAACGGCAGCCCUGGCGGUCAAUCCAUUUGACGUAGUCAAAACGCGGUUGCAGGCUCUUAAAAAGGCCGAUGGCGAAAAAGAGUUUAAGGGAAUAUCUGAUUGCAUUAGCAAAACUCUGAAGCACGAAGGACCCACGGCUUUUUUCAAGGGAGGUCUCUGCCGUAUGAUAGUGAUUGCUCCAUUGUUUGGUAUUGCACAAACCGUUUAUUAUUUGGGCGUAGCCGAAGGCUUGCUGGGCGUACAAAAGAAGUAUAAAAUUGUUUGUGAUUUAAUGACAACUGAAAAGAAGAAUAUGGGCUUUGCCGUCCUGCCCAGAAUCAUUAACGGCGGCAUUGCGGGCGUCAUUGGUGUGACAUGUGUCUUUCCGUUGGAUUUGGUGAAGACGCGACUGCAAAAUCAACAAAUCGGUCCCAAUGGUGAACGCAUGUACACUAGCAUGUUCGAUUGCUUCCGCAAGAUUUACGCGGCGGAGGGUUACUUUGGCAUGUACCGCGGCUCAGCCGUAAACAUAUUAUUGAUCACCCCUGAAAAGGGAAUCAAACUGUCCGCUAACGAUUAUUUUCGUUAUCAUCUAGCUACUUCGGAUGGCAAACUAACACUGCUCAUGCAAUGUCUGGCCGGAGGUUUAGCUGGUGCAUUUCAAAUCAUUGUGACUACGCCUAUGGAGCUUUUAAAGAUUCAGUUGCAGGAUGCCGGACGUGUGGGUGGGCAGGAUUUAAAAAAGGUGACCGCUUGGGCUAUUACCAAGCAGCUUGUGAAAGAUAAUGGCAUAUUCGGCUUAUACAAGGGCGUGCGAGCCACUGGCGCGCGAGACAUUACUUUCUCCGUCAUCUACUUUCCACUCUUUGCAUUUUUGAAUGACAGUGGACCCCGAAAGGCGGGCACCUCUGGCGAAGCCGUCUUUUGGUGGUCCCUUAUCUCUGGGUUGCUGUCGGGAAUGACCGCUGCUUUCGUGGUCACGCCCCUAGACGUGAUUAAGACACGUUUGCAAGCCAUUAAAAAGGCGGAUGGCGAGAAGGAAUUCGAUGGUAUUUUUGACUGUAUCAACAAAACAUUGAAGUACGAAGGACCUAAGGCUUUCUUCAAGGGCGGGCUGUGUCGAAUGAUUGUAAUUGCUCCCCUUUUUGGAAUAGCUCAGAUGGUCUACUUCAUGGGUAUUGGCGAACGUAUUCUGGGUAUUGAACAGAAGAAGUCUGUCUGA